UUCGAAACCCACCACCAUCCCAGCAAACACAAAUCGCGCACGCUCCCCAGUCCCCACACUCCCCAUCCAAUCCGCGCACACCAAGCCCCCAAUCUCGGCCGCCACUCGCUGACUAGCUGCUCCGGCAACAGUCCCCCCCGAGGUACGAGGGUGCGACCGCGGCAUGGACACGCUCCCAGAAGGCGUCGUGCAGCACAUCCUCUCGCAGCUCAGCAACGCCCGCGACGUGGCCGGCUGCGCCGCCGUCGCCCGCUGCUGGCGCGACUGUGUGGCCUUCCUUCCGUCGCUCUAUUUUCCGCGGGGCGCCUUUGAGGCCUUGGCCGGCGGACCGGCGUCGGCCGUGGCCUUCGCCGACGACGCCAUCGGUCGGAUGGUCGACGCCGCCGCGCGCCUCGAGGAGCUCGUCGUGUACUGCCCCUUCUCCGCGUCCCUGCUCCCGCACUGGCUCGCGGCGCGGGCCGCCACGCUGCGCGUGCUCGAGCUACGGAUGGACUCCGCCGCCGCUGACAAGUCGGGGCACCUGAAUCUCGAUUCUAUCGGGGUGGCCGCGGGCCUCGAGGAGCUCAGGCUGUGGGGGCUCACGAUGACGCGCGCCCCCGCGUGGGGCCGGAUGGAGCGGCUCCGCGUGCUGGAGAUCGUCAGCGCCAUCCUGGUAGACGCAGCGGUCAACGACGUCCUCGCCGCCUGCCCCAACCUCACCGACCUCUCGCUGCUCGGGUGCCAGUGCGACGGAGAGGCGGUCAUCUCGCUAGCCUCGCUCGAGCGGUGCCGGCUCGACUUCCUCGGCUCUGGCAACUCCUCUCUCAGGUUCGCCGCGCCCCGCGUCGAGUCCCUUGAGGUCCAGGGUUUCUCAUUUAUCUAUCUGCAAGGUGGCAACCGUCUCAAACAUCUCACAAUCUCCAAGAACACUGGUAGUGUGCAUCAUGUCGAGAUGGGGAAGCUCCCGGAGCUGGACCAGCUCUCGCUGCGCGGCGUCCAGUGGAGCUGGGGCGCCAUCAGCUCGGUGCUGCAGUGCGCUAGCGAGGUGAAGCACCUGGUGAUGAAGGUCGAAUUCUCCGGUGAUUAUGACACGCUGCAGCCGUUUCCGGAGAUCGACCUCGUCGAAUUCUUCAACAGCCACCCGAAGCUUCGCAAGUUCGAGGUCCACGGCGCCAUGUUCGCGGCGCUGAGUCAGGAAAACAGCCUGAAGAAUUUGGAUUCAAGGUUCGUGAUACCUUUCUUGGAGCAGGUCGUGGUCACCGUGCGGUCAUCUCUCAAUGCUAAGCAGAAGCUGAACACCCUCAAGUCCGUUGUCAGGUACAGCGUGAGGCUAAGAAGGAUGAUCAUUAGGAUCUCGCAGAUGAAGAAUUGCCAUGCUGCUGGAGAUGAUUUCUUUGAGGAGAUUUGCAAGUUCACUUACAUGAACAGUGGGACAGUGUGCAUAGAGUAGAGGUGUUGCUGCAUUUGCCAUUCUUGAAGUGAUUUAACACUAAAUCAAGGCAGUUUUUACCCAUGCUGUUUGCUUAGGACAGUUUACUGGAUAAUUCAUUGUUUGUUUUGUUGUUCACCGAGCUUGAAUGUAUCCUGCACUUCAGGCUUGAAAUCGUUUGGUUCUAUUUGUCACUAGUCUAAGUUUUGCGCCUGUUAACUGCACUGGUAAUAAGUGGCUUUGGUUUGUUGCUGUUCUUUGAUCCAAGCAAUUUUUCCCAUUUGGUACAAUCUAGUUUGAUAUAAUAAGAAAUAUAUAGUUGAUUGUUGCCCU
Molecule: messenger RNA, 1741 nt
Organism: Zea mays
Lineage: Eukaryota; Viridiplantae; Streptophyta; Magnoliopsida; Poales; Poaceae
Exons: 3
Coding region: 164-1429 (421 amino acids)
Molecular function (GO): protein binding
Source: RefSeq, marked validated